GAUGAGAUUGAGCGCUUGCAGGAUCAAAUGAGUCAAAUAGAUGAACAUAGCAAGUACAGAUGUGAUCUGGAGUCUUCUACUUUCUCAGACAAGCCAAGUCAUAUUCAAGGCAGCAUGGAACCUUUAAAGUCUGGUGACAUAAUUGAGCCAGUAGAAGAGGCCAAGAAAAUAGGUCAGGAUUCAAUAGGAGCAGAAGCUCUGAAGAUAUCACUGCCUGAAGAGGAUGUGAAGCAAAAGGAGAUGAUGGUGGAGUCAUCUAACAAUGAUCUAGAAUCUAUGAAGUGUCUGACAUUAGAAAUGGAAGGGAAGAUCCAAACUUUACAGUUGAAAAAUGAACAGUUGACUUCUGAAAUUCAUGAUUUCAUGGAAUGUUUAAAGCAAACCCAAGGUGAUUUAGAGGAGGCAAAGAAAUUGAUAGAGCAUUAUGAUGAAAACCUCAACAUGCUGAAAAAAGAAAACUUUCAUUUGUCACAGGAAAAUAUAUCACUGAAAGCAGCUAAUGAUAAUGUCCUGUUAAACAAUGAAAUUUUGCCCAAACAAUUGCCACAGUCUCUAGGAAAGAGCAAAUCUCCUGCUGGCGAAUUGAAUAUAACAGAUAUGGUUCGACAGCUAGAGAAGAAAAAGACUAAUGGAUCAGGGUCAAACACAGACGAUAUGGAGAAGGAUGUUGAGGGAGACAGUGAGGUGGUGUUUAAUUUUAAACUUGAAACUAUGCCAGGUGUUUCAGAAAACAUUCCAACAGUCGAUCUGUCUUUAAAGCUGAAAAAUUCUGAAUUGGCAAAUGCCGCGCUUCACAGCAAGUUGAAGAGAGAGGAGGAGGAUUUCUUCAAGAGAGAGCAGGCGCUUAUUCAUGGUUACACGGCUGAAAUAGAAGGGUUGAAAUAUGAGCUUGCCAAGAUGAAAAGCAAAGUAGAUACACCAGCCAAGACCAGACCUCAGCGCAACAAGAGGAAACUUCCCGGACUGGAUAUGAGUGUUUGUUCUGUGACCUCAGAGUCCCUGUGUGAUGGAGCUGAGGGCAGCGGCGUCUCAAGAACGUUAAGUUUAGAAGAAGUAACUGCAACAGAUAAGCAACCAGUUGAAGUCCUCUCAAAUGAAAUGGCCUCACUUCAAGCUGAGCUUUAUUCACUGCAUGCUGCUUACAGAAAACUGCAG
Molecule: messenger RNA, 1155 nt
Organism: Lymnaea stagnalis (great pond snail)
Lineage: Eukaryota; Metazoa; Mollusca; Gastropoda; Lymnaeidae
Source: the annotation of a GenBank genome assembly